Messenger RNA from Ornithorhynchus anatinus (platypus), 3772 nucleotides. It is a transcript of the gene ELOVL2, whose product is annotated as ELOVL fatty acid elongase 2. The transcript has 7 exons. Gene Ontology annotation, biological process: fatty acid elongation, saturated fatty acid; very long-chain fatty acid biosynthetic process; fatty acid elongation, polyunsaturated fatty acid. Gene Ontology annotation, molecular function: fatty acid elongase activity. Lineage: Eukaryota; Metazoa; Chordata; Mammalia; Monotremata; Ornithorhynchidae. The record is from RefSeq and is a predicted model, not a curated record. Gene Ontology annotation, cellular component: endoplasmic reticulum membrane. Bases 100 to 900 code for a protein of 266 amino acids.
AGAAGUCACCGGCAUGGACGCCAACUCCAAGGGGAUGAUGGGAAAUCACUGAUUUCAUGAGUUCCCAGCGGUGAAGAUCCCCGAGUCCAAGGAUGGUUCAUGUUGGACUCAUAUCUACCUACCUUUUUCCUUACUGUAACUUACCUGCUUUCCAUCUGGUUGGGCUCUAAGUAUAUGAAGAACAGACCUGCAUUUUCUCUCAGAAGUUACCUCAUUGUGUAUAAUCUUGGAAUCACACUACUCUCCUUUUACAUGCUUCUGGAGCUUAUCCUCUCUUCUUGGGAAGGAGGCUACAACUUACAGUGCCAGAAUCUCAACAGUGCAGGGAAAAGUGACAUUCGGGUGGCCAAAGUGUUGUGGUGGUACUACUUCUCCAAAUCGAUAGAGUUCAUGGACACGAUUUUCUUUGUUUUGCGGAAGAAAAACAGUCAGAUCACUUUUCUUCAUGUAUACCAUCAUGCCUCCAUGUUUAAUAUUUGGUGGUGUGUUAUGAACUGGAUACCUUGUGGACAGAGUUUCUUUGGACCAACACUGAACAGUUUUAUUCAUGUUCUAAUGUAUUCGUACUAUGGACUGUCUGUGAUUCCAUCCAUGCACAAGUACCUCUGGUGGAAAAAAUACCUCACCCAGGCUCAAUUGGUUCAGUUUCUUCUGACCAUUACACACACUAUGAGUGCAGUUGUGGCACCAUGUGGCUUUCCCUUCGGGUGUCUCAUUUUCCAGUCUUCGUAUAUGCUCACACUUGUCAUACUCUUCAUAAAUUUUUACAUCCAGACAUACCGGAACAAGCCAUUAAAGAAAGAUCUGAAGGAGAUCCCAGCUGGGAAGGAAAUCAAGAAUGGUUUUCCCAAAGACAACUUGUCUGCAGGCAAUGGCAUAGUGAACAAGAAAGAGCAAUAGACCGGGUGAAGCAGAAUGGGUUCACAGCAACCCGAGAAAAUGUUCCUGAUAAUACAAACUGGGUCCAAUGUUCUAUGUUUUAGUGCAACUGACAGCUGUUAAAAUGUAUAAGCCAUUUGUCCUCAAUUAGAAAAAUGUAUUUCUAUUAAGGUUAAUCAUUAACUCAUUGUUUGUUAACCUUUGGUGCUGAAAAUGACAUUAUCCCUUACACACAUACAUACACACACACACACACACACACACACUUUCUUACGAUGCCUUAUUCACUGACUGUUUCACAUGCAAAUCCAAUCUAUAUGGAGCAGCAUAAAACGUUAGGGCUUUUUUAAUUAAUAUGUUUCUACUAAAUUAGUAAGUCUCUUGCAGCACAGGGUAUGUUCUAUUCUGUUAAGCAAAAUUCAUGGGAAGAAUCCACUGGACUCCUUUGGUCCAGGCUUCAGGGGAGUGGAGGAAGAGGUAGGAGAGAGAUUCUCACAUAUUGCCUCUCUCCCAAACCACAUAAUAUUGGCCCUACUGGAUUGAUUUUUUAAAAAAAGAUGUGCCUCGCACAAUGCCAAAUCCCCUUAACCAGGGGGUUUGGAUUGAAAUCAGGGUCUUGAACAUUUGCAGCUUCAAGUUCCCUCUGCUAUUUGCACAUCUGGUCAGCCUCUGCUUUAGUUCAUUGAUGGACAGCCUGGCAUAUACGCAGGACAUUUAAUGCUGUCUGUCCCCUUCUUCCCUGGGCCAGGACUGGAGUCCGACAGGAUUCUUCUGCCUGAGCCAUACCCCUCACCCAAAUGUGUCCAGAAAUCCAAAAUGGAAUUUGCAGCAUACUGAAAUUCAACCCGAGGGUGAAGCUGCACCAAUACCCUGGGUCACAAUGAAGUUCAUUGAGAUUUUUGAGCACAGAAAGGAGAAAAAGAAAUCUAGAAGAACUCUGUGGAAAACAUUCCCAUGGGAAAUAUUGGGGUGAUGGUGAACCUCCUUACCAGGUUCAAACUCUGUGGUUGAAUUGCUUCCAGAAGCAACCAAUCUUGGGCCCAGAGGAAGGUCUGACGACAGCCUCUCACUCCUCCUUGAGAUUCAACAAUACUGCCACACCAAACCCUCAUAUGGCUUGGAACAAAAUAGAUUUUGGAGAAUACAACGGCAAUCAAUUUAUGCCCUAAACAGUGACUACUGGCUACUUUUGUAACUACAUCUUAGCUAGAGAAAUCUGCGGCAAUCACUCAUGUCAAACAAAAAAAUAGCUUGUUUUCAGUUCAUUUAAUUGGCGAGAGUUGGCUAUGUGAGGCAGAAAAAGAGUAUUUUGCCUUUUACCCAUUCCUCCAGCUCUUUCCUUCUUGGUGAGGACAGAGUAAACUGGCCAACUUUUAUCUGGGCUAGCUCAUUUUCCUGCAAAGCAAUACUGUACUAGCAUGUUCCUUCUAAAGGAAAACCUGCUGGCACCUGAAUUCUUUUCCAUCAGCAUUGUCCUUUUCAAGGCCCAGUGUCCUUAGAGAGGAGGGGACCAAAACUGAAGAAUUCAGUGUUAAACUAUUGAAGCAUUCCUGCUCUAGACCUACUCGGAAAUUGUUAUAAUGCUCUCUUUUCUGGCACUUGACAUUUAAAGCAGGGCCUUUCUGGGUUCCGAGAAGCUUCCAGUGCUACAGUAGAUGGCUGUACUGGAGCAGUUCCUAUUUCUUAGGGUUUGUGCGUGCUUGUGCACCACAUUAAACCAAGAACAGCUGUUGAGACUGUGUUUUUGCCACAAGUAGCUCAAGGCCGCAGUUGAUUUGACACUUCCUGUGGUUUGGCUGGCAGGCAGGUUAAAGCAAACUGUCUAGCUUCAUUCUGUCACCGUGUCCUGAGCAGGCAGUGCCUAAGGAAUAAUAGCGCCUCCUCUAAGGCUGUGACUGACCUUUCCCAGGGUGUCCUGAGGUGUGGGAAGCAAGGGGAGCAAGCCAGCUCUUAAGUGAAUAACAGAUUCCCAAGCAACUAAGUCCGGGGGAGAAACCCAGGAGACUCUGGAGCAAAGGAAGAGCUGCAACUCAGCGGAAAGUCACUGCGUCACCCAUCCUCUUUGAAAGUUUUCACAGAGCUGACAAGUCUGAGGAAAUAACCCAACCUUGGUGUUCAAUUUCAGGACUGUUCUUUUGUUUUUCUAAAACCUAACAAAAAAAAAAAAAAAAAGUAGCGCCUUACUUGAAACAUUCAAGGGCUGGUAAAUACAGACUUCAUCUUUAGUGAAGUCUAAAUUGCAUCAGGUAUGUUCCAAAUACUCUUACCUGUCUCAAAACAUCUUUCAACUGCUGCACUUUUGAAGAAAUUGUUGACUUUUGAAAAGUGUUGUUCUUAGGACGUUUACUGCUGUACAUAAAACUUUUAGAUGUCUAAUCUGUUGCUAGUUACAGAAUAGUUGGGAACAUGGAUGUGCUUAUGUCCUUUAACAUCGUAAAAGCUGUAUUUUUGUGACUAUUAUCAACAAAAUUGUUGCUUGUUUCCCCAUUCUUCUUUGGAGUAAAGUACAGUGGAAUUUUUAUCUGAACAGAAAGGUGAUGGCUCAGUAUUUCUGGUUCAGACUGGGAGAAAAUCAGGCAAAAAAAUGCACAAAGUCUAAAGGGAUUUUCCACCCUGAUGCAAAGAGGGGGAGAAUAUUUCUUAGUGUUUAUGGAUCGGGCAUCAGUUUCUUGUACUCAGACGGAGAACUGAUCCAAUCAGGGUGGAUGCCAAGGCAAUAGAAGGUAUUGUUCUUCCUAGAAUAGGCCUUCUCGGUGAAAGUUGUGGAUUUUUACUUUAAGCUGGCAUGAUGCCACAGUUCAUCAAAGAUGUUUGUAGGUGAGAUGUGCAACUAUUUAGAAAAGAACAAAUAAAUGAUCGCGUCAUACACAGGGAUUUCAGAACUUUUACAGCA